AUGGAAAACAGCAAAAAUCUAGAUUCUGUAAAACUGAAUUCCCCUGAACUUCCAUCUCUCAUCAGAUAUAUAUCAUCAAAUGAAGUGGCUGGCUUUGAUGAUGUUGAGGAAAAUAGAUUUCUCGAUGGAAGCUGUCAACCAAGUCACCUUCAACCUAUCAGUCCAUCAGCUAAAGGAAUUGAGGCGGCAGCGUUAGAAUGCGCAUUUGAUGGAUCUGAACCCCCGAUUCAUCAAAGGGUGCAUUCUGUUUCUAUUAGCAUGCCACCAUCACCAACUGGAAUUCAUUUAAACAACAGCAAAAAUAUGAUCUUCAGUGAAAUUCCAAAUUCUUCUGCCGCAACUGAAACCGAUGGCACCAAACUGCCCAAAGCCGUAAAAUUUCACUCUCAACCAAUGCCAAAAAGCUCUGCACUUGAGGUGGCAAUUAGCACUGGACAUUUUUCUUAUCAUCCAAGUAUCGAAAGGUUGAAAGAUAAGAGGUUUGAUACUUUCAAAACAUGGUCUGGGAAACUUGAAAGGCAGAUAACACUACUCCGCGGAAAGACACCAAGGGAGACUGAACCAGAGAAUACUAAUCUGCAUCAUGCAGAAGUUGAACGUUUACCUGCAGACCGAUACUUUGAUGCAUUGGAAGGGCCAGAGUUAGAAACCCUUAGGGAUUCAGAGGAAAUACUCCUUCCAGAAGACAAACAAUGGCCAUUUCUUCUCCGGUAUCCUGUUUCUUCAUUUAGCAUCUGCCUCGGUGUUAGCAGCCAAGCUAUUUUGUGGAAGACCCUUCCUACCUCUGCCUCCACGAAAUUCCUCCACUUAAGCUUAAUACCAAAUCUAGUUCUGUGGUGCAUUUCAGUUGCUCUUGUAGCUGUUGUUGCUUGUAUCUACCUUCUAAAAGUGAUCCUUUACUUUGAAGCGGUUCGCCGUGAGUACUACCACCCUGUUCGUGUCAACUUCUUCUUUUCCCCAUGGAUAGCCCUCUUGUUCUUAGCUCUUGGAGUGCCACCUUCAUUUGCUAACAACCUGCAUCCAGCUCUUUGGUACAUCCUCAUGACCCCAAUCUUAUGCCUUGAGCUUAAAAUCUAUGGACAGUGGAUGUCAGGAGGCCAACGUAGGCUUUCAAAGGUAGCCAAUCCUGUUAACCAUCUCGCAAUUGUUGGGAAUUUUGUGGGGGCAUUGCUAGGUGCGUCAAUGGGGCUAAAAGAAGGACCAAUAUUCUUCUUUGCUGUGGGUUUGGCUCACUACAUGGUAUUAUUUGUGACUCUCUACCAGAGGCUUCCAACAAACGAGACUGUAAUCCCAAAGGACCUCCAUCCUGUAUUCUUUCUGUUUGUUGCAGCACCAAGUGUAGCUUCAAUGGCAUGGGGAAGAAUCCAAGGCUCUUUCAAUUACGGUUCACGGAUUUUUUACUUCAUUUCCUUGUUCCUUUAUCUCUCACUGGCAAUUCGGGUUAACUUUUUCAGAGGAUUUAAGUUUUCUUUGACAUGGUGGGCAUAUACAUUCCCAAUGACUAGUGCUGCCAUUGCAACCAUCAGGUACUCAAAUGAGGUCACAAAUGUGGUAACACAAACUCUGGCUGUCAUACUCUCUCUCACCGCCACGAUCAUAGUCACCAUUCUUCUCAUAACAACCAUCUUGCAUUGUUUUGUGAUCCAAGACCUCUUCCCCAAUGACAUUGCAAUUGCCAUCAGUGACAGAAAGUUAAAACCAAACAGGACAUGGUUCCAAUUUAGACACGGAAGCUCGGACUCAAAGGACAUCGAAAAACUUUUGAAGUCAGCAACAAGUUCAGCAACCAAAGAUUUAGAGGCCACCUAGCUCUGAGAUUUUGAGUAACAAGACGUAUAUGAUGUUAUGCCACGACUCGAACAUGGGAGGAACAUAGGUUUAAAUUUUCAUAGUUCCAGUGAGCAUGUGUAGAGUGAAACAUCAUAUCUUGUGUGGUACAUUAAGAGUGCAUUGUGAGAGAAGGGUGCUGGUAAUAUUGUGUGUUAUACUAGUUAGAUUUCCGGAACCGCUUGAAGAAAUAAACCGA
Molecule: messenger RNA, 2026 nt
Organism: Prunus avium (sweet cherry)
Lineage: Eukaryota; Viridiplantae; Streptophyta; Magnoliopsida; Rosales; Rosaceae
Product: S-type anion channel SLAH2-like
Biological process (GO): transmembrane transport; intracellular monoatomic ion homeostasis
Cellular component (GO): membrane
Molecular function (GO): voltage-gated monoatomic anion channel activity
Source: RefSeq, a predicted model, not a curated record